This is a messenger RNA of Mytilus trossulus (common blue mussel), 1561 nucleotides long. Its product is annotated as FMRFamide receptor-like. The transcript has a single exon. Gene Ontology annotation, cellular component: membrane. Gene Ontology annotation, molecular function: G protein-coupled receptor activity. The record is from RefSeq and is a predicted model, not a curated record. The annotation marks the transcript as partial. Gene Ontology annotation, biological process: G protein-coupled receptor signaling pathway. NCBI's taxonomy places the organism in Eukaryota, Metazoa, Mollusca, Bivalvia, Mytilida, Mytilidae.
UUUGAUUUGAAAUACAAAGAAUUUUACGAAACAUCGCAGUUUAUUACAGGACUUAUAUUAUACCCGACAAUAUGUAUACCGGGAAUAUUAGCCAACAUGAUCACUUUAAUAGUACUAUCAAAGAAAAACAUGUUGACAUCUACCAAUGCCUUUCUAAGUGCACUGGCUGUUUCAGACAGCGUGAAAUUACUUAAUGACAUUAUUUACUUCUCCGUGACUCUUCUGUCUAAAAGUCACAAAGCGGAAGCAAACAAAGCCUUUGGUUAUAUAUAUCCGUAUGCACAUUUCAUUUUCAACAUGUCGGCAUGUAUUUCCUCCUGGUUAACAGUGGCAGUUGCUGCCGAGCGAUAUAUAAUGGUCUGUCAUCCCGUAAGAGCCAGAUUAAUCUGUAGUAGAUCUAGGGCUAUUACGACCAGUGCAUUGAUUUAUUUUGUAAUGACUUGUGUCGCUAUUCCUUCUGCUAUGAGAUAUAAAACUAUAUUAGUAGUCGAUCAGGAUACUAAUACAACUCAAUACUUUGUUGAAAUAACAGCAUUAUGGCAAAAUGAAACAUUUGCUUCGGCGUAUAAUUGGGUUCAGAAUUUCUUACGAUGUAAUAUUCCUUUAUUAAUCCUAAUAACACUGAAUACGUGUAUAAUAAAUUCAAUCCGAAAAUCUAGAGCGAAUAAGCGGAACAGUGCACGUCACCGAGUUACAAUUAUGAUGGUUGUCGUCAUGGUAACGUUCAUUCUCUGUAUCACACCGGAUGCCAUUAUGACGACAUUUUUUGGAUAUGGCUACCACGAGGAAGAGGAUUUUCUAGUUAAGGGAAUAAGGGAAUAUUCCGAUACACUUUUAGCACUGAAUGCAGCUGUGAACUUUAUUAUUUAUUGUUUAUUUAGCAGAACAUUUGUCAAAAAUUUCGAGGCCUUAUUCUGUGCUCAUUUGAAAAGGAAAAAGACUGAACUCGAAGAAGAAACUUACAGACGCCUUUCGGAGUCUCAGGCAAUGCAUAAAUCAAAAAGAGGCAGUGCGGUUUGAUUUUUGUUAUAAAUAUUACACAUUAAAAGUGAUAUUACAAAAAUCCGCCCGAACUUAAAUCAAGAACAAAAGAAGUAACAUUUAUGAAACCAUGAAAGAAUAUGUUCGUUUAUGUUACAUUUGCUCUUGUAAAGCACAAUUAUCAUUUGGUUGAACUUUAAACGCCUUUUUAAGUAAAUGAAAUGUUAACAAUUUUGAAAUGUUGAAUAUUUCAAGACAAAGAUUUAUUGACUUUGAUAGAAAAUACUAUAAAGACAUGUUGUCUCAAGAAAAAAUCGACUCUGCCAAAAUCACGGGUGAAGGAUAAGCGAUACGCAAUCCCUCAUGUUAACGAACAAUAUCAAAACACCACAUAAUCCAUACUAUGCUCUUUAUAGCGUCUUCACCAUUUAACCAUUUCAUCAUUUCUUUGUCUGUUUUAUCAAAUGUCAAAGAUGACGAUUGGUAAUAAAAUUGUCAACCUCUUUUAAUUUAUUGAAAACGUACAACACCAUAUUUUUUCUCAGCUUUAAUCAUGUUCAUCUUAAAUGUAAAUAUUUCA